This is a messenger RNA of Myodes glareolus (Bank vole), 5707 nucleotides long. Lineage: Eukaryota; Metazoa; Chordata; Mammalia; Rodentia; Cricetidae. The record is from RefSeq and is a predicted model, not a curated record.
GUCGGUGACAGUUAGAAGCAUGCUUUCCACUGCUCUCCCUGAUCCCGUCUGCCACCCAGGAUGUCUGUGAGCGAGAGCGCAGUGUUUGCCUAUGAGUCUUCCGUGCACAGCACCAACGUCCUGCUCAGCCUCAAUGACCAGCGGAAGAAGGAUGUGCUGUGCGACGUCACUGUCGUGGUGGAGGGCCAGCGGUUCCGAGCCCACCGCUCGGUGCUGGCUGCCUGCAGCAGCUACUUCCACUCGAGAAUCGUAGGCCAGGCCGAUGCUGGGCUCACCAUCACACUGCCUGAAGAGGUGACCGUUAAAGGAUUUGAACCUCUGAUUCAGUUUGCCUACACUGCCAAGCUCAUUCUAAGCAAAGACAACGUUGAUGAUGUGUGCAGGUGUGCAGAGUUCCUGAGCGUGCACAAUAUCGAGGAGUCCUGCUUCCACUUUCUCAAGUUUAAGUUUCUGGACUCUACCGCGGAGCAGCAAGAAUGUGCAAGGAAAAAAUGCUUCUCCCCCCACUGUCAGAAAGCAGACUUUAAAAUCUCACUUUCAGACCAGAAAGAUCUAGAAAUUGUUGAAGCAGAGGAGUACUUGGAAAAGAAAAAUAUUCAGGCCCCUCAGUGUGACCCCCAAAGGUGUCAGGGCAAUGUGAAAGCAUUGCCCUCCCUUCAAGACAGUGCCAGUCAGACGUGCCAGGCCAUGUACUUGGAGAAGGAUGGAGCCCUGGCAUUGCCAUCUUUGUGUCCCAAGUACAGAAAAUUCCAGAAAGCGUUUGGAACUGACAAGAUCCGUACUCUAGAAUGUGGCAUCAAAGAUGUCAAUGCUGCUUCUGUCCAACCGAACGAGACGUCUGAACUUGAGUGUUUAGGGGGGGCACAAGGCUGUGCAGAGUUACAAGUGAUUUUAAAAUGUGAAGGAGCGAAGCCAGCCAUGGAGAGUGAAGAGACAAAGCGCAGAGACCCCUCCCCUCAGUGUCCCGUGGCACAGACAGAAGCGGCUCCUGUCCCUCACAGUUCCUCAGACCCUCACGGGCUCUAUUCCCUGCCACUCUUACACGCGUACGACCAGUCGGGCGACGUGGCCUUUGCUGGAGUGCAAAGCAAAACAGUGAAAGCAGAGAAGCCUUUGUCAGCUCCAGAUGCCCAGGAAGAGAAACCGUUCGGUGAAAAUCAGGAUUUAUACCUGAAAUCUGAGACGGGCCCCAAAGAAGACAGCAGCAGCCUUGCUUCUGGUGAUCGGAGUAGCGUGGAGAGGGAGGUGGCCGAGCACCUGGCCAAAGGCUUCUGGAGUGACAUCUGCAGCACGGACUCCACUUGCCAAAUGCAGUUGUCACCUGCUGCGGCCAAAGAGGGCUCAGAACAGGGCUUCUCGCAAAGGCGGUCCGAGUGUCCUUGGUUGGGCAUCAGGAUCAGCGAGAGCCCAGAGCCAGGCCAGCGGACUUUCACAACUCUCAGUUCCGUCAACUGCCCCUUUAUAAGUACUCUGAGUUCCGAAGGCUGCUCGAGCAGUUUGGAAAUGGGAAACUACGAUUACGUGACGGAGCCGCCGCAGGAGCCUUGUCCCUACACUUGUGUGAUCAGCCUGGGCGAUGACUCUGAGACCGACACAGAAGGUGACAGUGAGUCCUGUUCUGCCCGGGAGCAGGAGUGUGAGGUAAAACUGCCAUUUAAUGCUCAGCGAAUAAUCUCGCUCUCACGGAAUGACUUCCAGUCCUUGUUGAAGAUGCACAAACUGACCCCAGAGCAGCUGGACUGUAUCCACGACAUCCGCAGGAGGAGUAAGAACAGAAUUGCCGCGCAGCGCUGUCGCAAGAGGAAACUGGACUGUAUUCAGAACCUUGAAUCAGAAAUCGAGAAGCUGCAAAGUGAAAAGGAGAGCCUGCUGAAGGAACGGGAUCUCAUUUUGUCAACGCUGGGUGAAACAAAGCAGAACCUGACGGGACUUUGCCAGCAAGUGUGCAAGGAAGCCGCUCUGAGUCAGGAGCAGAUUCAGAUCCUCGCCAAGUACUCGGCCUCAGACUGCCCUCUUUCUUUUCUAAUUUCGGAGAAAGGAAAAAGUACUCCCGAUGGUGAGCUUGCUUUUCCUUCAGUUCUCAGUGUGUCUGAUGGCCCACCCCGCUGUGGACCGGGAAGCAGCAAGGCAGGCCAGGAACCGGGGCAGGAGUCCCAGACAGCCGCGCCAACCACCGCAGCUGCCCUGGAGCAGGCCACACUGUUGGAACCCUGUCGGCAGAGUGGCGGGAUCUCAGACUUCUGCCAGCAGAUGACUGACAAGUGCACUACUGAGUGAACCGCGAGCGUCCUCCAGUCGUGGAUUUCCUACUGAAGUUUUGGCGUUGUCUUGAGAGCCGCGCAUGGCCGUGUUCUUCUUGCUUUCAGUAACCUUGCUUCCCCUGGUAGCUUUCUGGAGAGGGAAUUUCUCUUCUAAGGUGACCCUGAGUUCUCCUUGAUUUUCACAGGAUUUACCUCUUGGAUGCUGAAAAAUCACAUGUGAAAAUGUAGAGUAAUAAUCUCCCAGUGUUCAAAAUAACUAAGACAGUGGAAACAGCAGGGUCUGCUCCAACAGCUCGCAUCUGCACCCGGCCCUCCUGGCCUGCGGAAGCUCAGUAAUCUACCUUUUGACAGAAUACUGAUCAAAAAGAAAAGUUCUACCCAAGCAGUGCGGUGGCCAUCUACCCAGAAGGGACGUGUCAGCGCUGAGAGUGUUUGUGUAGAGCUGUCAUGUGGAAAAGAAAUCAUCUUCGAACUCUAACGCUCCUACCAAAGUCCAGCCCGGACUGGACCCAGUGACCUGAGGCUGCCCCGGCAGGACUUAGUGAAGGGCCACAGCGGCCUGAGCUGGAGGUCUCCCCUCCUCAAUAUUGACUAGAGUUUCUGGCUGCACAAACAGUAGGUAGUUGUCAUUUUCCCUGCUCUCUCCUUUGAUCCCGUCUGCAGUUCCUGCCAUGUCUAGGUCAGUCACAGACUUCCUGUUCCUUUCUUGUCCCUUGGAGGAAGAAAUGAGAGUUAGGCUGAGUGGCCUAAGUGUUCACAAGCUGGAGAGAACCACAGUUACCACGAAUCUGGAGACCACACUGCACGAGUCUUGUUGCCGAUCACCAAUGCCCAAGAGGGCGCUGGGAUGUGGGGGGUGUCUGCAUUGACCAGAGGUGCAGCUCGUUGGCAUCCUGAGGAAGAGCUGUGGUCUGUAAAGAGCCCUGUUGGAGCAAGCGUGGAGCCACAGCUCUGCUGGCCUUUGAAACCAUUAUGGGCUCGCACUUGAGAAGCAGAUUGAACCCUGUUAUCCCCGCCCACCGGUUUGGUAUGGUGUAAAGGCACAUGCAUCCCUUUGACUUGGACACGGACCAGUCAAUCUUGUGCUUAUUUUGAUGUUGGUAGAAAAUGAAUUUAUAAUAAUCUGAGCAUCUACCCCGUAACAUUUUGCAGUGAUUCUUGGUUGUUCUGGAAUCUCACACUCUAGACCUCAGCAGUAGACACAAAGCAUCGUAUAUACAAGUUCAAUAUCCCUAUUCAAGGAAUGUGAAAUGCCUUAAAAUUGGAAACGUUCUGAGUACCUAGCUGAUAGCAAAUGUGGGAUAAUCCAGUCCUGAGUUCAUGAGGUGGGCCACAGGCAAAAGAAAAUGUUCAAAAUCUUCUGAGAGCUUCUUUAGGAUACAUGUGUAAGGUACAUGGGAACUUCAUUAAGACUUUGGGGAGGGUCUUAUCUUCGAGCUAACUGUAGAAGCUUCUACAUUCUGUAGAAAUGGGGAAAAUCUGGAGUGUGAGGCACCUGUGGUCGCAAACACCUGUGAUAAGGGGUCUCUCAGGACUCUCCUGGGAGUGUUUGUAGAGUUGCGCUUAAAGGAGCGGUCGAUAGGAUGCCAUCUCUCCAAGUCAGGUCGCUGGACGAGACACUCAUCUUCACGGCAUGCUGAGUCCAGUGAAGAGUCUAGAGAGGGAAAGAGAGGGCGAGAGCAUGCCAGAGAGCCACCCUGCGUGCGGUAUCACGUCAGUAGGUACCUAGCUGGUGCUUGCCAUGAGAAGGUACGGGACCAGCAUCAGUAUGAUUAGUUGCCAUGAUGCCCUUCUCUCCUGGGUGCAGGGAGGGAGGAAGGAUAGUGUGUAUUUUAUCUUCGGAAGAGAAAAUGAAAUUGGAAUUAUCUUCUAGAAACUUUGAAAAGUCCACUCAGUUUGUCUGGAAGAGAAUGCUCACGGUGACAAAGCAUCCAUGUUACAAAGAGCUGUGUAUAUAUACAUAUAUAUGUCCCCACGCAGCUGUUUGAUACUUGUAAUUUUAGAUUUCAACAACGUAAAAUAAUAUGAAAACGUCUCUGGUUUACAAAGUAUAAAAUCUUCUACAAGCCAAUGGAGUCCUUGAUUUCCUACCUCACUGUACACUCGACUGUCUGCCAUCAGUGUGCACACAUCCAAUUUUUUUGCUUUAAAUGUAACUGUAAAUAUUUGCUUUGAAAAGUUACUUAGCAUUUUAUGAUAAGACCCAGUUCUCUCCUCAAGGUAAAGAUACUUUUUAAGACAGUUUAAAUUUCUUUCUACCUUUGAACGUUUAGCAUUAAGGGUUAAUUUUAAUGGUGUUUGGUAAUUGGCCAAGUGUAAUAGUUCUUAAAAUUUAGCAUUACUUUUAACAGCCAGCAUAUAAUACAAGUAACUACACUACCUCAUUCCUGUGUGAUUUUCGAGUUGUAUUGGAUGGACAGGAAAGAUUUUACCUUUGUCUUUUGGCCAUGACGUGGGUAAGUUGUCUGUAUAUUGCAUAGCAUUACACAUUUAUGCCAGUUUUAACGUGAACUUUUAAAGACUUUUUUUUUUAAGAAAAUUUGUUUUAAGGCAAUAUUUGGGGGGGAUGCUGAAGACAAAUGUUAGGAUCAUAUGUGUACACGUAUGCUUUGCUGAAGACAAAUAACAGGAUCAUAUGUGUACACGUAUGCUUUUUCCUUCAUGCAGAGUUUGGACGAUGUUUUUCAUUUGUUAUUUGAAUAUCCCUACAAUCAUUGCUCCUCGUUGUAUGAUCCAGCCUUCUCAAUGCCUGGUGAUUUAAGUUGUCAUGUCUGACUCAGUACAAUUAUGUCCUCUUAAAUCGUUGCCCCUUAUUUGAAUCCUAUAGCCGCAAGCACAUAAUUUGUUAAAUUCUUAUAUUCAGAGUAAAUAUGGAUAUAACAUUGGUUGUCCACCUGCAGGCAUUAUAACAAUUUACUGUAGCUUGAUGCUUAGCCAAUUUUAAGUUAGGAAUUCAACAUAAAUGAUGCGGGGAUAGUGGAGAUGGCAUGAGGACAUGCAUCCACGUUAACAGCUUGGGAAAGAAGAGACGCAGACGGUGAUGUCACAGUGAAUUCUCAGGUGAACCUUUCGGUUACAAAAACAUCUAUUUUGAAUUUGUAAAUAUUUUAACUGUUUUAUUAAGGCAUGUACUAAACUAUUCUUUGACACCUGUUGGGUAGAAUGAAAAUUUAAAGCCAUAAUGGUAAAAGAUGGCAUACUGAUUGUAAAAUAAACAAAUAAUAAUAUUGAUUUUUUGUAUCUUUCAUAAUAUAAUUUUUCUAACUGCAAUAAAACCACUGAACUUAUAUAUUCAUGUCCUAUUAAGCCCAUGUUUCAUUAGAAGUACACUUUAUAGUAUUUAAUUUACAUUUUCUUCCUAACAUGCUUGUUUGUGUGUCAGAUAUAAGUAGUAGAUGCUGAUGGUAGAUGAACAGUUCAAUAAAGUUUCUAAUACUGCCUUUAAA